UUUCCACUCGCUGCUCGACCAAAUAGGAUGGGCUCUUGGGGGCCACUGACUGAAGCCGUGCGCCCAUAACAAUGUCAUCAUCUUCCCUCAUUCUGAGACCCACCACGAAGGCACCAAUAAACAAAUCUAUUGACCCAAUUCUUCUUUUUGACCAAAACCAUCUACAAGCUAAGAGUUGUAGUCAAAGAGCCGCACCUUGCCUGUUCACAACUCCCUUUCCGAGCUCAAACCACACGCCCAAAACCAAGCUGCUAACUUUUCCAGAUUCCAUUGCUUGGUUUUUAUUUUUGGGGUUUAUUAGAACUGACUGGUUAUGGGAGACACACUGGGGCAAUUAAAGAUAACGGUUGUGAAAGGGAGAAAGCUUGUGAUCCGUGAUUUCAGGAGCAGUGAUCCUUAUGUUAUUCUCGAGCUGGGAAAUCAGAUGGCAAAGACCAAGGUUAUAAAUAGCUGCCUGGAUCCUGUUUGGAAUGAAGAGUUCACAUUCACUUUAUCUGAUCCUGCGGCUUCUAUUCUGAAACUGAGAGUGUUCGAUAAGGACCGGUUCAAGGCUGACGACAAGAUGGGUCAUGCGCAUGUUAACCUCCACCCAUUGAUGGCUGCUGCAAGGUUGAGGCAAAUUGUUGGAAUUUCAUGUGAAGAAGGGCCGUUAAUCUUGAGGAAGGUCAUACCUGAAAGUGACAACUGUCUGGUGGUGGAUAGCUCUAUCUUCUCUGAGAAGAAUGGUGAUGUCGUGCAAGAUGUUCGGUUGAGGCUCCGCGAUGUGAAAUCGGGGGAGGUUGAGUUGAGAAUGAAGCUCACAAACCUUCCUGUUCCUCAUAAGUAGUGUAUGUGCAAACCUUCCUAGUCUGUGUGCUACUUUAACAAGCAAGUUGUAUAAUAAGACAAGCAACCCCUACGGGUUCCAAUGUUUUAUUUGAUCAGUUGAUGCAUUAGACAGAAACGUUCAAAUAUGUAAGAUGGUGUGUUGCUUAAUUUUAGGAUCUUUUCGGGCUAAAAUUUUCCAAGUCUAAUAUGGUCUGAAUUGGUCAUAUGUACUUUAAUGUGAAUGAAUGUGGUGUGAUUGGAUCUUUC
Messenger RNA from Cuscuta europaea, 1074 nucleotides. NCBI's taxonomy places the organism in Eukaryota, Viridiplantae, Streptophyta, Magnoliopsida, Solanales, Convolvulaceae. The record is from the annotation of a GenBank genome assembly.